AUGGUUGCUGCUCGUCAUUUCUGCACAACUACUUACCACCCUUCUGCUAAUGGAAUGGUGAAGCGCGUACAUCGCCAGCUGAAAGUUGCCAUUAUGUACCACAACUCUACACAAUGGACAGAGGUACUUCCGCUCGUUCUUCUUAGUAUUCGCAGCUCUUGGAAAGAAGAUAUUCAAGCUUCGUCUGCUGAACUGGUGUAUGGCGAACCUCUUCACCUUCCUGGCGAGUUCAUAAGUCCUAAAGAAAACAACUGCACUGAAGAUUUCACCACCUUCGCCACCCGUCUACGCUCACAUAUGGCUAAGCUGACGCCAAAACCAGCUAAGUGUCAUAGAAAUGGUCCAUUUAUUUACCCAAAAGUCUAA
Messenger RNA from Parnassius mnemosyne (clouded apollo), 366 nucleotides. NCBI's taxonomy places the organism in Eukaryota, Metazoa, Arthropoda, Insecta, Lepidoptera, Papilionidae. The record is from the annotation of a GenBank genome assembly.